AUGCGUUCUUCACUAGUAAACCUGCUAGUCUGCACUUUUCUUGUCAAAGUUAGUAACAGUGAAAAUACCUUCGAGAACGUGACAGUUGUGCUUGCUCGUAAUGACGUACCAGAAACAACGGUAGCUACAUUUGACAGUCUUAAGGAAGUUAUUCCUGACGUAAAAGACGAGGUGAGAAUCACUGGAAACGUUCCCAUCUUGUACGAAAACUCGAUCUUCGAUGUACCAAGUCUGUUCAGUCUUGACCUGUCUAACGUAGGUUUGGAAGAAAUCAAACCGGGAGCUUUUGGUAAUGUACCACUUUUGAACAAACUCGUCCUGAAUUCGAACAACCUGACAGAAAUCCAAAGUGAUACAUUUACCGAUCUAAAUGUAAGGUAUAUAGAUUUGUCUUCCAACUCAAUCUUCCUUCUACAACCAGGAGCCUUCACGAAUUUCAAAGCUUAUUACGUGACACUUGAAAACAACAAACUCACUGAACUUUCAUCUGGUGUUUUUGAAAAUGUUACUCUCGGAAUAUUAAAUUUGGGUAGUAAUUCUCUCUACACAAUCGCACCAAAAGCUCUGUCUACACUUGGAUUGACAAGGUUGAAUCUGUUUGGGAACAAUCUCGAGGAAAUCGAUCCAGACGUUUUUGAUAUGCAAGAGUUAACAUCACUCAGUUUGAAUUACAACUCAAUCAAGUCUCUGCGAUCUGGUGAUUUGAGAAACUUACCACAGUUGGAUGAUCUCUGGCUUUCGGGAAACGAGUUGGAAGAAAUACCAGAAGGAGUUUUCAACAAUACCAAACUCGCCUACUUGCAUCUAGACAGAAACCAUAUUGCUGAAAUUGGGAGCCAAGCUUUUGAUAACAUGUCAGCGCUUAUAUUGUUGAACAUUGACUCCAAUAAUCUGACACAAUGGGAUAAUGAUUGGCUGAGUGGAGUAUCGCGAAAUGCUUUUAUUUCAGUCGGGCACAAUCUAAUUAGUGAGAUUCCAGAUGAAGCAUUCAAGAAUUAUCCUCAAGUGGCAAGUAUUAAUCUUCAAGGGAAUAAAAUUAGGAACAUUUCAGACAAUGCGUUUGAUCAAUUAGAAAUCAUUAAUCAUUUUAAUUUGGCUUAUAAUGAGAUUGAUAACUGGGAUUCAAAUUUAUUGGACAACGUUAUUAUUCUUCAUUUGGAUCUCAGAAAAAAUAAGUUAAAAUGCAUCGAAGGAGAUUUGAGCGAAAUUUUCAGAAAAGUUCAGCUCAUAGGUUUGGAAAAUAAUCCUUGGGAUGAAGAAUGCGCUAAGAAGAUUGGGGAGUUUCAGAAUAAGAGAAACUGGAUAUCAUCGUGGGAUCGUUACCAACUAGACUAA
Zophobas morio is the source of this 1335-nucleotide messenger RNA. Its product is annotated as protein artichoke-like. Bases 1 to 1335 code for a protein of 444 amino acids. The transcript has a single exon. The record is from RefSeq and is a predicted model, not a curated record. Gene Ontology annotation, molecular function: protein binding. Lineage: Eukaryota; Metazoa; Arthropoda; Insecta; Coleoptera; Tenebrionidae.